Molecule: messenger RNA, 629 nt
Organism: Sinocyclocheilus grahami
Lineage: Eukaryota; Metazoa; Chordata; Actinopteri; Cypriniformes; Cyprinidae
Product: G2/mitotic-specific cyclin-B1-like
Exons: 3
Coding region: 77-379 (100 amino acids)
Source: RefSeq, a predicted model, not a curated record
GCCACACACUGAUCAGUUCUCCUGCUGCUGUCGACUGCAGGCCGGUGCGAGGGAGCGUGAGCUGGCGUCGUUCCUGAUGGAAGUGUCCGCUCUGGACUAUGAUCUGGUCCACAUUCCUCCGUCUCUCACUGCAGCGGCUGCGUUUGCAGCGUCUCGGAGGAUUCUUGGCUCUGGCCUGUGGAGCAUGAGUCUGCAGCAUUACACCGGCUACAGCGAGGAGACUUUAGCUCCGGUGAUGCAGGCCGUCGUACGGAUGCUGGAGAAGGUUACUGACCAAUGCAAGUUGCAGGAGAUUAAGAGCAGGUACGUGAAGGUUUCUUCAAGCAUCUGCAAGGUCGACGGAUUCUCCAGUGAUCUUUGGCGCAAAGAUCGGUUUUAGUUUUGAGGCACUUGAAGAGUUUUUAGGCACUUAAACUGAUUUGUAUCAGGUUUUAAUUAUUCCUUUUAAUCCCAUGAUUUUGUUGCAUAAAAUGUUUUUUAUCAAGCUAAAGUGUGUACUAUGCUGUAUGAAUGAAAGCCAGAGAAUUAACUGAUGUAUUUACGUAAAUGUAAGUCUGCAUUUGAUACAGAGACGGUCAAUAAAUGAGUGUUCAUUUGAUUACAAAACCCAUGCAAUUGAAUUUUCUUUU